AAACAAACGUCAUUUUUAGUACGAGGCUAACCUUCGUGUUAUGUGUACGGUUCAUAAACAUUAAGUUAUUUUUAUAUUUAAUUUUCCUUUAAUUUCGUAUAGUUUACCACAAAAAUUUUUAAAAUGAGGUACCAAUUAUUACAAACAGCAAGCUAUUUAACACUAUCCGUAGGAACAAUUUUAGUUCUGUAUUAUGUACUGACCGGGAAAGGGGAACAAGUCAGUUUAGCAUGGUUACUAACGAACAUUUCACCCUAUAUGUGGGCUUCCAUGGGCAUUGGAUUAUCAGUUGCUCUCUCAGUUGUUGGAGCAGCAACGGGUAUAUACACAACAGGGGCUAGCAUUGUAGGUGCAGGUGUAAAGGCCCCAAGAAUUAAAACUAAGAACUUAAUCUCGAUUAUCUUCUGUGAAGCUGUUGCUAUUUAUGGGUUAAUUAUUGCUAUUGUCUUGACCAGCAGUUUUCAGUCUUAUAACGAAGAGAGAGCCCUAACAGAUGACACAUACAGAAUUAAUAAUUUCAUGGGUUCUCAAAUUAUUUUUGGUGCUGGAACCACAGUGGGUUUUGUAAAUCUUUUUUGUGGAAUUAGUGUAGGAAUUGUAGGGUCUGGAGCAGCUAUUGCAGAUGCAGCAAACAAGUCUCUUUUUGUUAAAAUUUUGAUUAUCGAAAUUUUUGGAAGUGCUAUUGGUCUAUUUGGACUAAUUGUUGGAGUUUAUUUGACUGCAAAAGGAAGUAUGGGUUAAAUUGAGAAGAUCCUUUCCAGAGUAGAUAUUCAUUAUUGUAUAUACUGUAGAUUAGGCGUGUUAUGUUAGUAUUUACAUUCCACACUCAAAUUAGCUUUGCAUAUUGCCUCUUAGCUUUAAAUUUAUAUAGAUAUGUUAUGUGUAUUAUUUGCAGUUAAAAGGCUUUAGUAUUAAUUAAAAGACUAAGUAUUUGUAAAUGUUUUAUCUUCAUCUGUAAAGUACUUAUUGUAAAAAAAAUAUUCCUUGCAACGUUAUAGUUUGUCCAACAAUUUCAAAAUUUUAAAUAUAUUACGGUCUUGUUUUCAGUA
Messenger RNA from Sitophilus oryzae (rice weevil), 1049 nucleotides. It is a transcript of the gene Atp6v0b, whose product is annotated as V-type proton ATPase 21 kDa proteolipid subunit-like. Lineage: Eukaryota; Metazoa; Arthropoda; Insecta; Coleoptera; Curculionidae. Gene Ontology annotation, biological process: proton transmembrane transport. Bases 124 to 741 code for a protein of 205 amino acids. Gene Ontology annotation, molecular function: proton-transporting ATPase activity, rotational mechanism. The record is from RefSeq and is a predicted model, not a curated record. The transcript has 6 exons. Gene Ontology annotation, cellular component: proton-transporting V-type ATPase, V0 domain.